AUCCAUCAGUAACGAAAACGCGAUUCAACUGCGAGCAACAUGCUUCUGAUUAUCUGUCUUGGUAUUGGCCUAACGCUGGCGUUCCUUAGUCUGGGUUUGCUUGUGGUGCUGCCCCUUCUGGGCAUUUUCAUGGUGGUGCUUGGUCUUGGCCUGCUGCUGCUGAGUCGCAAGUCUGUGCUCAUCUUUGGCAAAUAUCCUUGCAAGGGCAUUUUUUACCGACUAAAGUAUCGCAUCGCGCUGCUUGUGCUGCGCCAGCUGCGCUAUCGCAUCUACAAACGCAACGAGGAGGAGCUCAGCUCCGAGUCACAUCUGGCCACGCUUGAUCGGCCCCAACCGCUGACAAACAAUCCAAAGUGCUACGAUGUGGUCAGCUUCAUGGCUGCCAAUGCAGCUGGCGAGAAGCUGAUGAUCUCUCUAGAGCGACGCAGGCGCGGCGUACUGAAAGCUGCGCUCUACCUCUGGCUACCUAGUGGUAAGCUUUAUAUGCUGCCCAAGCUACCUGACAUGGUGCACUUUACCAAUGAUGGCAGCGAGGAAAGCAUCGAAUUUCGUGGCGCUGGCUUUCACAUUUAUCCGGAGCAAUCGAUGCGUCUAUGGCGAAUCAAGUACUUCGGUCAGUUGCGCUGCGAAUCGGAGUUGGUGGAUGUGCAGCUGGAUGUGCAAUUCAAUAGCCAAGCGGAGCACUUCAAUUACAAUCGCGAUCUCAGCUCUUCCCUAAUUGCUGACUCUGUUGCGCGCGAGGCUUGGGACGAAAGCUUCUAUGGCUUGCUCAAGUCGGUCGGCCAUAUUAUUGAGAAGCGCACCCACUAUGAGCAGCACGGUCAGCUGAAGGGCAGCAUUGCGCUAGGCCAGCGAGAACUGCAGUUGGAGUUGCACGGCAUUCGGGAUCACAGCUUCGGCACCGAGCGCUGUCUCAGCUCGAUCAAUCGCUAUGUGUACUUCGCUCUGCUGCUGGAUGAUGGCAGCAGCAUGGUCGUUGGCAAUCUAAGCCAGCCCUCCUUCUUUCUAUCGUCGCUCAAGGUGGGCUACGUGUGCACGUCCGAGGGUGUCUAUCUGCCCAUAACGGCCAGCAAUUUCGAGCUAUACUCCUACGGCGAAAAGGGCAUCCCGCCACAGCAUCAAAACUUUAUAGUGGACACCGCGGAACGUUCGUACCUAGUGCAAAUACGCGUGGAGCACAGUGCCGUGCGCUAUGUGGGUGGCGACUGGGAGUCCAAGGUCUACAAUCAGUUUGUCGCCUGCACCGUGAACGGCAUCGCCGGCCAGGGACAUGCUGAAUACCUCUACAGGCACAAAAUGGGGCGACCAGAUUCGGUAUCCGCCAACGAUCCGGAGUGGUAUCAGCGCAUCAAGAGCUUCGAGCGUAGUCUAAGCAACUUGGACCAAGAAAGCGAAGAGGAUUUUAUAUUCUAAGCAAUUCUUUCAAUUCUUUUAUAUGUAUAUAUAUGUGAAGUUCCUUGUGAUAAAAUAAUGUUACUCUUUAAUCAUAGUGAGUAAAUAAAAAUAAAUAUAUUUGUUUUUAGCCCAGAGACAGACCGAAGCCAUACUCAAAGA
Molecule: messenger RNA, 1554 nt
Organism: Drosophila hydei
Lineage: Eukaryota; Metazoa; Arthropoda; Insecta; Diptera; Drosophilidae
Exons: 1
Coding region: 40-1413 (457 amino acids)
Source: RefSeq, a predicted model, not a curated record